UGUUUGCUGGCGCUGCACGCCAGCCGCGUAGUAAUGCGCUCUUGAAUGAUGCGCUUAACGACGCACUAAUCGCUGAUCGAUCCUUCUUGUGUCGCCAUGUACCUGGGGAUCAGAAAGGGGAAAUUAAAGACGGUAAGCCCCGCUCCCUCAGAUUCACUUGGAAUAUGAGAACCACCAGCUCCAUGGAGCCCUGCGACAUCAUGAGGGAGAUCCGCAAGGUGCUCGACGCCAACAACUGCGACUACGAACAGCAAGAGAGUUUCCUGCUCCUCUGCGUCCAUGGCGACGGGCGGGCCGAGAACCUGGUCCGGUGGGAGAUGGCGGUCUGCAAGCUCCCCCGUCUCUCCCUGAACGGCGUCCGCUUCAACAGGAUAUCCGGGUCGUCCAUCGCUUUCAAGAACAUUGCUUCCAAAAAAGCCAACGACUUAAAACUAUGAACAAAAGGACUUAAAA
Xiphophorus maculatus (southern platyfish) is the source of this 453-nucleotide messenger RNA. RefSeq names its product MAP/microtubule affinity-regulating kinase 3-like. The transcript has 2 exons. The record is from RefSeq and is a predicted model, not a curated record. Bases 165 to 437 code for a protein of 90 amino acids. NCBI's taxonomy places the organism in Eukaryota, Metazoa, Chordata, Actinopteri, Cyprinodontiformes, Poeciliidae.